Heterostelium album PN500 is the source of this 213-nucleotide messenger RNA. RefSeq lists its product as uncharacterized. Lineage: Eukaryota; Evosea; Eumycetozoa; Acytosteliales; Acytosteliaceae. The transcript is spliced from 2 exons. The coding region runs from base 1 to 213 and encodes 70 amino acids. The record is from RefSeq and is a predicted model, not a curated record.
AUGUUAAUCAACGCUAUCUCAUCAUUGUUCAGUGCCUCCUCAUCAAAGAUGACAAAUUCAGUCUCAAGUGGAAAGGGUUCAUUUGGAUCACAAUCAGCCAACCAAAUAACAAUAUUAUCUGCCAACGAAGCAUCUUUUAAAAUUACCAAUAGUAACAAUUUCGCCACAAUGGAUUUUAUCACAUAUGGUAGUGAUUCUACCAGUGAAUCAUAA